UGCAACUCAAAGCUGUGGGUUUAACAUGACUUUGUUAAAAUCAGGCAGAUGCAGGCUGUAGAAUUUAGGGAAAAAGUGAAUAAUGAGUAAGCACAGGUGGACCUGUCUGGUGGGAACUUGUAGUGGUGGUUUGAGGCAUUUUCACGAAGGACUGAAAAGAAAAAGAUAACAAGCUCAGAACAAAAGCCGGUGAUUUCCUACAGGAUGAUUGUGGCACAAAAAAAUCCGCUACAGUAAAUGCACUUUACUUCUUCCGAGUACUUUCACAGUGACAUCACAUUACACGCAGCACACCCAGAAGAGCUGCAUUCCACAGCUGCACUCCUCUUUCUCCUCCUCCUCCUCCUCCUCAGCUGAGUCCGUAGGUGUGUUUGAGUCACAGCCGUUCAGCUGCUCAGCAGGCCGACCACGAAACAGACUGACAGCCGCGGGACCUUCAGUGAAACAGAGAGAAACUGAAAUAGAAGGUAAAAGUUGGUGUUGCGUGUGAACAAUGGAGCUGAAGGUGUGGGUGGAGGGUGUGGUCAGAGUUGUUAGUGGCCUAUCACUAAACACUUCCUGUCAGGAUGUCGUCAUAGCUCUCGCACAAGCAAUCGGUCAGACAGGUCGUUACAUUCUCAUUUUGAAGUUACGAGGGAAUGAGAGACACUUGGUUGCUGAUGAUUGUCCACUGCAGCACCUGGCUCAGCUGGGACAGUUGGCCACAGAGGUCCAGUUCGUUCUGCGGAGGACCGGCCCGAGCCUCAGCGAGGGUCCAGACACCUCCGCCAACGAGAGACGUCUUCCACUUUCCAGACCCUCAGAACCAGAGCCCCUCAAACGCAGAGAGCCACAAAAGGCUCUGACAUUUAGUCUGGGUCCCUCAACACUUCCCAAAAGGAAUAAACCAAAGAAGGACUGGUCUCGAUCUCCCAGAUCCUCACCAGAACUGAGGGCCUCACCGGUAUCUUUCCUAGACCCUGUGAACUCCAUGAAGACAAAUCCUUCUUACCCCAAAGACGAGGUGUUUAGGGAUAUUCUGCAGCAACAGAGAAGACUACAGGAUCUGGAGAUUCAGCUUCAAGAUCUGGAAAGAGAGACUGAGUUAUGGGAGCAGAAGUGGUCAUCUCCUGAAGUAACUCUGGCUUUUGCUGAAGAACUGGAGGAACUGCAGUGGAGAGUGAGACAGAAUGAGGUAGAGCUGAUGCAGACGGAAGACUGGGAGAAAGCAUUACAGGCAGAGAUGGAAAGAGAACAAGGUAUGCACAGGCGCCUGGAUCAGAUUCAUUCAUCCAUAAACGAUCAAAGUUACGAAAUCACUACACUCCAAACCCGUUCUGCACAUCUAGAAGAGGACCUGCAAGUCAGAGUCCAAACGCAGAGUUCUCUGACAGCACAGCAAGAUGAGUCCCUGAAGUCCCUGAAGCAGGAGCUCCACAACCGCCUGCAGCUAGGAGAAGAACUCGAUGUAAGACUGGCUGAGUUACAGCAGGAGAUGGAAACGGCUCAGGAAAGGGUAAAGGACAGACUGGAGAUUAUUGAGGAGCUGAACAAAGAGCUGAGGCAAUGUAACUUGCAGCAGUUCAUCCAGCAGACCGGUGUGACCUCACAGACGGAGCAGACAAACCUACCAGUCAACGAUGUUUACCUUAAUAACGCUGGCAUUAGGGAGUAGAAACAGAGGGGGAGCUGUUCGCUCCAGCGACUGCAACAAAAUGAAGAAGAAGACGAGACAUUACAUCUUUUGUCUACAAUACCAUUUUAUGUUUGUGCCAUAUUUAAUGUAAAUUUAUUGCCACGAUGUUGGAUUUUAUUAGGACUUUUAUAUGUUAUUUAUUUCCUGUUUUAUUUUAAAAGUAUUUCCUUCCACACCUGGUACCUCAUCUCACUCCUUUCGAUCUGCAGCUCGUUCCCACCCUGAGUGUAUUUUCAGUCAGUCUGUCACACAUCAUCACAUUUCUCCCUUUGACUGUGUUCAUCACAUCUCUCCAGCCAGGCCUUUGUUCCUGUCUUUGAGAUUUGACUUUUAUUAAAGCUCAUUCUAAUCAAAAAUGUAACACUUAAGCUGUCACAUGACUGCUGGAGUCAAAUGUACCACAUUUCCUCUAAAAUGUGGUAGAAAAACACCUUAUAUAUCCACCAAUAUAGCUGAUAUCUGACCCUGGUAUUUCACUUUCGUCUGCAGGACAUAGACUGUAAGAAAUACAUGACCUCAAAAAUGUCACUCGUAUGCCUCUGUAUGUGUAACUGCCAAUAUUUACACUCGUGGCUCCACAGUGUAAAUAUGUGGAGGAGACACAAAUCCCUCGGGCGUCCUGUCAGAAAGGCAUAAAAGUCUGCCAAGUCAAAUAUGUGGCGUGAUUACUUGUGUAUAAGGAAGGAGACACAAGUAGCUUUCUUUCUGACUGCCAGUGUCUGAAAUAAAGCUGAUGCCACUGACUAUAA
This is a messenger RNA of Haplochromis burtoni (Burton's mouthbrooder), 2424 nucleotides long. RefSeq names its product ras association domain-containing protein 8. The coding region runs from base 494 to 1654 and encodes 386 amino acids. The record is from RefSeq and is a predicted model, not a curated record. Lineage: Eukaryota; Metazoa; Chordata; Actinopteri; Cichliformes; Cichlidae. The transcript is spliced from 5 exons. Gene Ontology annotation, biological process: signal transduction.